AAGGCGGAGGAACCUUCCUGCACCCCAAUCCCUGAUUCCCUCAGCUCCGCAGCGAGAGCGGUGCGCACAGGCGGGCCCUGAGGCUGCGCCUGUAGAGCAGCAGCUGCAGAGGCGACAGUGGCGGGUCCCCAGCUCAUCUCCAGCCCCACUGCUGAGCCUGGGCCCCAAGGAGCCGCUGCAAUCCAAGUUCCCGCCAUGAGCAGCUGUCUCGAGGGGCUCAGCGGCCCCAGGGACUCGCGUCUGGGCGAGCCCGAACGCAACGCCAAGCGGCCCCGACGCUCCUGAAGCUGCCUGCCACAGCAGGUCCCACCAAGGCCCCAGACACCACUGCGUCCCCGCCUCCACCACCACCACCACCACCACCACCACCACCACCACCACCACCACCACCACCACCACCACCCACCACCACCUCCGCUUCCGCUGUCUCAGAUGCAAUAGUGUCUCCAGCAGCAUGUCUCGAAGAAAGAUUUCAUCCGAGUCUUUCAGCUCUUUGAGCUCUGACUACCUGGAGACCAGCCCGGAGGAGGAAGGGGAGUGCCCAUUGUCCAGGCUCUGCUGGAAUGGCAGCCGGAGCCCGCCAGGGCCACCUGGCUCUAGAGAGGCCGCUAAGGCUGCCACUUCGGCCCCCGCUGCCUCUGCCGCCGCGGCCUCUGCUGCAGUCGCCGCGGAGUACAAGAGAGCCCAACGCCGCGGAAGGGUCAACCUGGACUCACUAGGCGAAAGCAUCAGCCUCCUGACGGCGCCCUUGCCUCAGACGAUACACAUGACUCUCAAGAGGACAUUGCAGUAUUAUGAACACCAAGUUAUUGGUUAUAGGGAUGCAGAAAAGAAUUUCCACAAUAUCUCUAAAAGAUGCUCCUAUGCAGACCAUUCCAACAAAGAGGAAAUUGAAGAUGUCUCAGGAAUUCUUCAGUGCACUGCUAAUGUACUCGGACUGCAGUUCCAAGAAAUUCAAGAAAGAUUUGGUGAGGAAUUCUUUAAGAUAUGCUUUGAUGAGAAUGAAAGAGUCCUUCGAGCUGUGGGCAGCACAUUGCAGGACUUCUUCAAUGGCUUUGAUGCAUUGUUAGAACACAUUAGGACUUCUUUUGGGAAACAGGCCACUCUAGAGUCAUCAUCUUUCCUAUGCAAAGAGCUUCCUGAAGGUACUCUCAUGCUCCAUUACUUCCACCCUCACCAUACGGUGGGCUUUGCAAUGCUGGGAAUGAUUAAGGCUGCAGGAAAGAGAAUCUAUCACUUAAAUGUGGAAGUUGAACAAAUUGAAAAUGAGAAACUCUGCUUUGAUGGUUCAAACCCAAGCAAUUGCAGCUGUCUUACUUUCCUUAUCAAAGAAUGUGAAACUACUCAGAUCACAAAGGACAAUCCACAAGGUACUUCCCAAGUUCCUGCAGACCUCAGAAUCAGCAUCAACACCUUCUGCAGAGCCUUCCCCUUCCAUUUGAUGUUUGACUCUAACAUGGUGGUCCUUCAGCUUGGGGAGGGCCUACGGAAACAACUUCGAUAUGACACUCACAGAGCACUGAAGUUUGAGGACUGUUUUGAGAUCGUCUCUCCAAUGAUUAAUGCCACCUUUGAUAGAGUCUUGCUACGAUUGUCCACUCCAUUUGUUAUAAGGACCAAGCCCGAAGCUUCUGGUACUGAGAAUGAAGAUAAGGUGAUGGAAAUCAAAGGACAAAUGAUCCAUGUCCCAGAAUCAAGUGCCAUUUUGUUUUUGGGAUCUCCAUGUGUGGACAAGUUGGAUGAACUGAUGGGCCGAGGACUGCAUCUCUCAGACAUCCCUAUUCAUGAUGCCACCCGAGAUGUAAUUUUAGUUGGAGAGCAAGCCAAGGCCCAGGAUGGCUUGAAGAAGAGGAUGGAUAAAUUAAAGGCCACAUUAGAAAGAACUCACCAGGCCCUGGAAGAAGAAAAAAAGAAGACAGUGGAUCUGCUGUAUUCCAUUUUCCCUGGUGAUGUAGCCCAGCAGUUGUGGCAAGGGCAGCAAGUACAGGCCAGAAAGUUUGAUGAUGUCACCAUGCUCUUCUCUGACAUUGUGGGCUUUACAGCCAUAUGUGCUCAGUGUACUCCCAUGCAGGUGAUCAGCAUGCUCAAUGAACUCUACACAAGAUUUGAUCACCAGUGUGGCCUUUUGGAUAUUUACAAGGUGGAAACAAUAGGGGACGCAUACUGUGUGGCAUCAGGACUGCACAGGAAAAGCCUAUGCCAUGCAAAGCCCAUUGCUCUGAUGGCCUUAAAGAUGAUGGAGCUUUCAGAAGAAGUUCUGACUCCCGAUGGAAAAGCAAUUCAGAUGCGGAUAGGCAUUCACUCAGGCUCUGUGCUGGCUGGUGUGGUCGGAGUACGAAUGCCACGAUAUUGUCUUUUUGGAAACAAUGUCACUCUGGCAAGCAAAUUUGAAUCUGGAAGUCAUCCUCGGCGUAUCAAUGUCAGCCCUACUACUUACCAAUUACUAAAACGAGAAGACAGUUUCACAUUUAUUCCUCGUUCUCGAGAAGAACUUCCAGACAACUUUCCGAAGGAAAUUCCUGGGGUCUGCUAUUUCCUGGAGUUAAGGACUGACCCAAAGCCACCAAAGCCAUCCCUAUCUUCAUCGAGAAUAAAAAAGGUUUCCUACAAUAUUGGCACAAUGUUCCUCCGGGAAACAAGCCUCUGAGACUUGCUGCAGAUCAAAGACUCCUCCAAAAAGCACAAGCCCAGACAUGGGUCCUCAUGAGGAGAGGAAGAAACUAUUUCUCUUCCAAUGCUCUGUAAGAACAUAUAGUAGGUUUUGUGUUAACGUCAGGCAAUAAUCCUUGAAAUGGUGAAUAACUGAUGUCAACUAAAAACAAAAAGCUGGGUGGUGUGGGGGAAAAGUAUAAUGUUUCCAUCCAUAUGAGUAUUUCUGGUAAUGGAUAUUUUAUUUACAAGUACAGGCAAUCAAAAGUAACUAAUAGAGCUUAUGGUUUUUUGUUUGUCAGCCAUGCAGGUAUCUCUCCCUAUACAUUUAUACCACUUUUGAAAGCCAGUUUUAAAUAUAUAUUCCUACAUUUAGUGAACUGAUAGGUAAGGAAUAAUCUCUAAUUUUCUUUUUCUGAAUAGGCAUCUCAUACAUAUAUUAUGGCAGUGUGAUUAAACUUCCAAGCAGAAGAACUAUAAAUUAGCUAAAUAUUUUAGGGAUGUUACCUAUUUUUAUAUAUCUAUAACUAUAUCUUCUCCUAGAUAAUUGCAUUUCCCACACAUGAUUAAAUAUUCAAAAUGUGCUGGGGCUUUGUGGGUAGAUUUGAUGAUGCUAUAUACAAGUUUCACUUACUUAGAGAGAUUAGUGCUUGAACUGGGAAUAUGUAUAACUAAGGAUAUCAGCUGUUGAGGAAACAUGUGUUUGCUUAGUAAACAUACCUUUUAGAUUUAUUUCAUGUAGCUUGGAUCCAGAGGAAAUGGAAUUUUCUAGUAGAAAAUAAACCUGUAACUAAGCUUCAGGAAAGAUUUUCUUUUAAAUCUAAACACUUGUAAGUUAAAACAAAACACUUUGCAAAACUAGAUCCUUUUUACAUUAAAACUUACCAAUGUAAUGGUGUAUGCAAUCUUAAGUGGCUCCAUAAUCAACAUUAUCUCUCAAAAUGAUGUAUUAGUAGCUGCCCUUCCUGUCUCUGACCUAUGCCUUCAAAGAACUGACUGUCACACUCCAAAGCAAAUUCUGAUAUCAGAGUUACUGACGAAUAUCUGUCAGGCAAUUUUGCCAAGAAUGUUGUUUCCAAUUGCCUAACAACAAAGCAAAGAAAAGCUCGAUUUCAUGCCUUUUGGAUUCUAAAAUGUAUAUUCUUUGGAGGUUUUGUUGAUACAGGCUCUAAAGUAUCAAACUGCCUCAUGAAUACUGGUGUAGGCUGAACCUCCAGAUUCCACAAACACCAUGUAUACAUAGAUAGCAUUCCAUUGCAUGCUCUACUAAAUUAAGGACUGCUAUCAAUAGCCAACACUGCAUGAAAAUACUCUUUACAGGCUCACACUGAAAUUAGGAGUGCACAGUGUGCAAGAAUUUUCAUAUUUGGAGCCACAUAUAAAACCUACAUAUCUAAGGAGUUUAGUGAUCUGGAAGCAUUUGCUGUAUUGAAAUAAUAGGAUGGACCUUUUCUUCUUACUCAAGUAUCCAGUAUGUAUUCUCACUGGUAGGUAUGUUUACUGGACACAAUAUAUACUUUUUUUCAGGAAUUUGGGCCUGCAUUAAACAUUCUAAGGUAUUGCUAUAUGUUAAUUCCCAAAGUCGUCUGUGAUUGUUAAUCACUGUUCUCUAUGUGACUUGGCAACAUUUAAAUUAGGCAAAGCACUUGUUCUAUUCAUGAUCUUUUUCUAACUUUAGCUGUAUUCUCACCCUGGUAUAAUUGAGAUACUAAUUUAACAUACUUUACAUGGAGAAAGCAAGAUAUAUAUUUUCCAGGUUCUAUGCUAUCACCUGUCUCUUUUUUGCCAAGCAUAGUUCUGUUUUUACACCAUACAGAUAAAGGGCCAGAGUAUGCCUGUGAUGCUUUGUAGCCUGAGGGCAAUGUAUCCUCAAUAGAAUAAUAACAAAUACAUUUCAAGAAACUUGAAUAUUAGCUUACCUCCUUCAUAGUAGAGAAGGAUGAGGAGUGUAGGGAGAGUAGAUAGAGUAAGCUGAAAACACAAAGUAGUCUUGUUCUACUACUGAUGAAAAUGCCUGAUGAAAGCUGACAGUCUCUUACUAUUGAAGAACAGGGGAAACAGCCAUGCUCACCAUAGUCAAUUAUAUCUAUUAUGUGCAGUAACUAUGUUUAUUAUGAUAUAUUCAAUUAUUUUACACUCAAUAAACAUGUUCUAUAACCAUAAGGUUGAAAGAAUAUUUCCCAGGAAUCAUGCAAUAUAUUCUCUGUAUUUAAGAAAAUUUAUGAAAAAUAUACACACACCCCCACACUCAUAUCUUUUAAAACCUAAUAUUUGAAAUCCACUCUAUUAUUCAGUGAUUAAACUAUUACUAAAUAAACAAUUAAAUAAAGCUCAAGAGGAGAAUUUACUCAUUUAUUCUCAGUUUUAAAAGCAUCACAAAUUCUGUAUUUGGUUACAUUAUUUUACAUAGUUAGGAAAGAGCCGUUACACUGUCAGAAAUGGCAUUUUAAAGAACAUUGCAUAAAUUUAUUAUAUAUCCCUAACAGGAAAUUAUAUUCUUCAAUCACUAUAAUCUAUAUUUCUGAAGACAGUCUGAGGAAGUAAUAUAAUCUCUUGUAAGUUUUCUAGACUGUUUCAAAUGACCAUCAUAGUUACAUUCUUUUUUGCUUUAUGUGCUUGUAAGGCACUCAAAAAAAAAAAGUUCCAUUGUCUGCAUUUGUAUAAGGGAGAAGCUAUGAACUUUAUAUUUCCAUCUUUUAUUUUCUACAAAGCAGAGUUCAUAUGUUCUAUCUUAGAAAACUUGGCUGCAAAUAUGUGACAGUAUUUUGAUUCUAUUGAUUAAUAGCUCUCUAUUACUUUCAUAUAUUUAACAACAUGUAGGAAUGGUAUACCUUUUAGUGUGUCAGGUUGAAAGGAAUCUAGGAAGGUAUCCAUAGAAACCAAGUGAUUGCAAGUUGGUGUAAUAUGUUUAGCUCACUGUAAAAUCAACUUCAAAUCUAACAUGGCAUGAAUAACUUCCCUUUCUGAAUAUUGGAUCAGGUAGUUAAUUUAGGAAAGGAACUUUGCAACUAGACAUUAUUACUAACAUUUACCACUGACAGAAAUAUCAUUUGAUGAGGAGAACAUUGUCAUCUUCAAAUAAGUCAAUAAUCUAGCAUAGGUAUAAUCUUCAUAUACUUGUAUAGAAGCGAUCUUAUGGACUUUAGUAAAGAGGCAAUGGUGUUCACAAAGAAAAAUUACCAUGUCUGAGAAACAUUGUUGGGACUUUCAGAUUUGUCAUCUUGUGAAGGUGAUCUAUGACCCAACUUUCUAAAAUCUACCUCUGUAUGUAUAUCUCCUGUUGUAUUUUAGACUAAUUGGGGUAUCUCUUCCAAUUCCAUAUUUUAUGUGGAGACCAGUAAGCUGUGACCCAUGUUUCUAACACCAUCUCUGAUAUAUAAAAUUGGAGAGUUAGUCAGUGGAUCCAGCACACAUUAGUUCUUACAGUCUCAAACUUUUCUCUCUUGUUUAAUGACCAUGACAUUAGGAUAGAGAUAUAUGUUCAGAAGUGUGAAAGUUUGUGUCUCUUUAAGGAAAGAAAAAAGAUAUUAAUGAGUUAAACAAAAUCUAAUUCUCAAUUGUAGCAAUGCUUUAAAACAUGUAAAUUUUUCCAGAGAGAUCUACCAAUAAAGCAAAAGUAAACAGAAACAAAAGGCAAAGCCAUUUACAAAACCAUCCAACUCUAUUCAGGACAGAACAGUGUUUCUGCUGACUGAAAGGUGGGUCUACAGGUGUGCAGUGUUAAUAUGGACUUGGAGAUUAUGGCCAUCAACACUGGCAGUUUCUUCAGUUUGCCACUGGCUGAAAUGGGUGUUGUACAUAUAUAACAUAGAACUUAAAUAGUGACAAAGGUUUCUGUACUCUUUUUUUUUUUUAGCAAGACAUUGAUUAUCCCUUCCUCACCCUCUGUGUGCUCAACAGAUAUUAUCUCAACCUCUCAAGCCCAGCCUUCAAAAACAUCAUUUCUUCUUUACUUCUGAACCAGAUUUAAUACACAUAUAAGUUAUAUAAACAUGCUGAAACAAAAUUCAUGUUAAGAAAAUAAAAUGUCCUUAUAUGUUGCCUCAGAUCAGAAUCCUCACAGUGGUGAAUGAAAAACAACUUCUGAUACUCUAUAUACAUUAACAUAAUCAGCAGAGACUGUUGAGAUAGUAUGCAAUAGUCCUUCAUCACACUUGAUUCAAAAAAACCUAAGUACUAGUGUUCUACCAUCUUUGUUCUCCCUUUCUUUUCAUUGAAAAAAAAAUGACCACAUCUUGUCUUAUAAAGUAAUGAAUCUCGUGUGUGUGCACAUGUGCACCCUUGCAUGUGGUUAUUGGUUGUAAAAGGUCAUUUGAGAAGGACUUGAGAAUGUGUGUAAGUAGUUUGUCUUUGUUCUGAUAUGUUGUAUAGCCCUAAAAUACUUUCAGUCAAGUACUUCAUUGCUCUCCCACACUGUCCUAGUUUAAUAUUUACUUUUCUGCUUAAAAGUAUUUCACUGGCUGCAUAAUAAUAAUCUAGGAAGUUUUAGGAAUUGGAAUUACUGGGAAUAUCCUACGGCACAUGGCAGAGGUAGGACCCAAGAAUGAGUUUAGGAAACCACCCUCAUUAAUACUGCAUACAGCCAGAUGUGGAGAUUAUGGAAGAACAUGCUUACAAUCUCAGUGACUCAAAGGUAAUACAAGUUGACUAAGAUAGCAAUAUACUCUUUUAUUUAAUUUUGAAUAUUUAAGCACUCUGGGUUUCUUAUCAUAAAUUUUAAUUUUAGCUUUGGUUUCAAAUGCUUAGUAUGCUUUCAGAACAUGAAUCUUCAAACUUAUUAGUGACAGAAGUCAACACUGAUUAGCAUGAGGGAUGAAUAUUGCUCAGUAUUAUUAGGCAUAGUAGCUAUAUUCUUGGUUACUGGUAAAGCUGUGCAGUACACUUGCUGGCCUUCACCACUGAAGUAACAGAAAAUAAGUUUAGGACAUAAGUAAGUAUUGAAAUGACAGCCUACCUUCAGAAUGCUGUUAUCUAUAUUAUAAAAAGAUGCAAAGUUAAUACUUAAUGCCUCGUUUCAUUAUGUAUAUCACAUAUUUCUCUCAAAGCAAUUUCUUAGCAAUACUUAUAACUAUCUUUUAAGCAAUAUUUUAAGCCAUGGUAGUGAUGCCAUAUAUAAUGCACACGUGUGCAUUUCACCAAGCCUUUGGAGAAAUGGAGACAUGGUUUCCACUAGCAAUAAUACAGGUGGUUUGGAAUUUUUAAAGUUAUUUGUCGUUUCACAACAUAAUGAAAAGCAAAGGAUGAAUCAUAUUUAAAAACUGAUCAAAUAGUUCACAAAUCAAUCUCAAAACUCACUAAUUUGUGGACAUGUAGCUAAUGAGUUUACAUCAGAGUAUGUCUGGUGUAAUUUAAAACUAUCUAUAUUACUAUAAUUUCUAUUGCUCUCAAAGACAUUUACGUACUAUUUGUAAAGUUGCUCAAAUUUUUGGAUCUCUGUAGUUUAUUACAGCAAGCAACAAAGAUGGAAGUAGAGUGUAAGUUCAAAGAGCUGAUUGAGAAAGUGAACUUUGAUAAAAUAUACGUGAGUCUUGGCUUUAUAAGCUCCUGAAAGAUUUAAGAUAAAAGAGCAAAGAGAUUUCUAAAGUAAUAGAGACUGUUAGAAGAGAGAGGAUCUUAAGGAAUAUGGAGUUUCUAUAGUAUACACAGUUGAUUUAAUGAAUGCUAGAUAACCCUUUUGCUAUGUGUUACUUUUGUGUUUUUUUGUUUGCUUUCUUGUUUUGGUCAUUUUGUUUUGUUUGGUUUGAGAGAAAAAAUUCCAAACUAACCAUUCCCAGUCCUCUGAUGAGGUAGUGUCAGGGUAGCAGUAGCUGUAAGGCUCAGUAAAACUUCAAUUAGAAGCUCACAGAGCCAUAAAUAGCAAGUCUCUGAAGGUGGUAGAUAAAAUGAUUCUGGGUUAUAGUGACAAAGGUAAGUAGAAGUGCCAGAACAUCCGGAUCUACAAAACAGAGGGUCAAACAUUGGCUCUGCCUUAGGUUACAGAGAAGCCCACUGAAAUUAGCACAGGACAGAUAGUCAGUGUGCAGAGGACAUUAAACACAGCAUCUUCACACACGUUUGGUCGACAUGACAUUCACUAGCAAAAUGAUUUUGUACUUUACGCUCCUCCAACUGCUGAAAUAGGAAUGAUAUGUUUUUAUUAUUGUGAACUUGAAUCACAAAGUCUGGAAAACAUUUUACGUCCUAAAAGCUUGUGCCAUCAUUUUUGAGGUUAUUCCAUAGUCAAUACUUCAUAUUUUCUCAAUUUGCACUCUACUAACAAAGCAAGUACUCAGCUUCUGAGAGAAAAAAAAAUGGCCUAGGUUUACUCAAGAUGGAAGCCCCAGAGAGCUAGAGAACCCAAGACCAUUAGAUAGUGCUUAGGGGAAAAAUGAGGGUGUUCUCUCUGCCUUCUAACAUUGAAAGCAAAUGGAUACUCUGUCAUUAUCACUCAGAGAUUUCUCACUUACUUGUAACUGACUAUCUCAUGCAGAAUGCAUUUAGGAGAAGUAAGUUCCCUCCUAUUUUUAACUAGAAUUACUAGUCUUAAAAAAUCAAUUAUUAUAUUGUGUCAGUUCACUUGUAUAUAAACUUCAAAGUUGAUAGGUUUUGAAAUCGUAUUUCAUAAAAUACAUCAAAAGCUUUAGCAAUGAGAACCUAAUUCUGUGGCUUAGUCCUUCAGGUUUUAACCUCUGGUGAUAUCACUUAAUCGUAAAUUAAUUAUAGUUCAGUGCUUGUUAUUUUUCCAAGUUUUCUAUGUUACUAAACAAGGUUGUUAUAAAUAAGAAUUUUAAAUGGUGGCAUUGAACCUUAUUUCUCUUGUUGAACAAUAUUCUCAUGCUUAAAACAUUAAACUAUUACAGAGCUCGAUAUUAAAAGCCAAAGGUAGUGUGUUCAGACUCCUUCAUGUUAAGGCAUCUAACAAAGCACCCCAGUGAUCUAGAUAAUGCACAGGAAUUGAGAAUUAUCUAAAGCAAUUAUGUGGGAGCUUUAGAAACAGUCUUGAACAUUUGUGUAAGGAUAAUGAUGAGUAGAUAGCAGCCAUGAUUAUCAGGCCUAUUAUUUUUAUUAAUUUCAGAUGUGUCAGCAUCACUUGCAAAAUUCAUUUCUUGUGUAACUUCCUGAUCUGAAAUAAUGGUUACCUCUUGCUUAUUCUUUUGAUCCUUAAAAAAUUUUUACUGUCAUGAAAUACAAAUUAUUAUCUGACCAUAACAGUUUUUCUAAUUUAUGAGCAUAUAAGAUAUAUUUAGGUGGAGUCAGCUGGAGGGAAAGAAAGAGAAAGAAAAAGCCCCCCUAUAGGGAAGCUUUUACUUACAAUGGGAAGAUGAAAAUUAUGUCUGUAGUCCAUCUUUGUUAACCUAAGAGAAAGCUAAAGAUAUUGAUAUGGAUAUAUCAUUAAAGAUUUUUUUUAAAAAAUAAGAAAUAAUACUGAAUGAUAGGUACACCAAAUAAAAUUCAGCAUGUCAAAGCUUUAGAAAACAAAUAAGAAACUUAAUAAAACUGUUAAUUAGAAUGACUAUUUAAAGGAACAAUGACAAAAAUAAAUCAUCAUAUAUAUCUACCAAAGCAGAAUUUGCUUCUGUUUGGAAAAUUUAGUACCAUGUCUUCAAUCAGUAUUUUCUGUGACAAGCUAAGCUCUAGUAUAACCUUUAUGCUAAUGAGAAACCAGGUAGGAAUUCAAAUAUCAUCUGUAUGAGCUGCAGUUGCAUCUUAAAUAUAAUAGGUCUGGUAUCAUUUCUAAAUAACUCUCAAUAAAAGUCUAAUGAAUACAUUGUGUACAAAGAGACUACGUAGGGCAAACUAAUCAGGUCUUUAAAUACAUUGGCACUUUAAACUCCUGUAUGCCCCUCUCUCCUUUCUAACUCCAGUCCUUCUAUUCUUUCCUAUUUCACUUUAUUCUGUCUUUUCUGUCUCUAUUUCUUAACAGCUCUUAUAAAGUGCAUGGCAAUAUUGUUUUACUCUUUGAGCUGAGGCUUUUCCUUUUCACAUUUACAUGACUGAAUAUUAUAGACCUGUGAGGUAAGGAGGUAAAAGUUAGAACAUAGUACAGAUCAUUUGAAAAGAGAAGUGACUGUGAAUUUGGAUCUUGACUGCUGAGGGCUUUGUCAUACAAGAGAAAGUGGAUCUAUGCAAACUUCUUUGCUCUCUCCUGGGAAGUAUCAGAAUCAACAUUUUAAAGCUCCUGCCCAUUGCCCCUGCAAGUCUUCAUUCAGAAAAUCCUCUUCUAGCUUAAUCUCUAAUUUUUCAUUAGAUUUGAGAAUCACACUGCUAAAGAUUGAGAUAGAAAAGCCUUUUCUCAAAUCUGCUUUUAGAAUCAUAGGUACAUGAAAUGCAAGUUGAUUUUACUGGACCUUUAGAUGUAAGGGAUACACUACCAAACUUCUUGGGUACUGUUACAUGAGUCAGAUAGUUCUGUUAUAGUGUUUCUAGAUCUUGAAGUGUCUGACAAAAUUCAACAUAGAAUUUAUAUCUACCCUGCUGAGAAAGCAAUAAGUAGCAUUCUCCAUGUUUCUUAGCUCUACCCUUUUAAAAUUUUAACACAUUUACAUGUAACUUUUUAAGCACAGCUUUGACUUAUUUUCUAGAAUUAAUGAAUUUCCAUGGUUUGAAAUAAAAAGACCUAAUUUUGAUAUUUCAUAUUGUUAUAGCAAAGGAUUUAUGUAUCUCAAUCCAAGCCAUUUAUUUUUCAGGGAAAAUUAGAUAAUGCCUAGCAAAGUAUUUGAUUUAUAACAGAAAGUAAUUCAAAUAUCUUAAGUGUACUAAAAAAGAAGGCAAAAAUGGAAUUCUAGGAAAUACAUCUAAUCAUUUUAAUUUUCUUCAAUUGAAAUGUCUUAUAUGUUAUGUCACUGUAUAAAUAUUAUAUUCAAAUAUCCAUAGAAUACCUUUGUUUGUAUUCUCUAGUGGUAUAUGAGUGUUAUUAUUUUUUUUCUAUUUAGAAAGAUAUAUUUUCAAAAUCAACAUUGUAUACCUGGUAUUUCUGACCUGGGGAUGUAAUAAGUGCCCCAUCUGGGAACUACCCUCCUCAAUGCAACCUUUUACUUUUCAGUUCUGAUUUUUAAUUAUAUCCUUUAUCAGAAGUCUUAAAUUCAUAUCAAAGAAAAGAAGAAGUAUAUAAGUUCCAAACAAAUAAACACCCCCCAAACAGCAACACAUUUCUUUGUCAUCUUCUAUAUAUCCCAUUCUUUACACUUAAUUUCUGAGAUAGGUGCAUAUUUACCAUCUAAAUUGAAACUUAAGUGAACACUUUUUGUGUUUUCUUAUAAUUUUCCUAAUUAAGUAUAGCCAAUCUUACAACUUAAUCAGGUAAAUAAAUGAAUAACUUUAAUUAAAAUAAAUAUUAAAAUAAACUUUAAAUAUCCUUAUCAAUUUUAUUUACUUACAGAAAUAAUUUUAAAGUGAUUUUUAAAUGGGAAAAAUAUAGAUAAUGCAAUGGAGAAAUUAAGCUGUGAGCCAAAGCACCUUUUUUGUCUCUAUGUGGUUUUUACUUCCUACUGAAGAUCAAUUUCUAAGAUUCCAUUGUCCAAAAUGUACAUGCUACUGGCCACAGACUUUAGAGCACCCACUACUUAUUAGGAAAUCUAGUCCUGCUGUUACAGCUGGUCAGGAUGUGAGAAAAUUAAGAAGAAUUGGUGAGAAAAUAGUCCAUGAAGAGAAAUGUUCCUUCCUUCCUUCCUUCCUUCCUUCCUUCCUUCCUUCCUUCCUUCCUUCCUUCCUUUCUUCCUUCCUUCUUUUCCGUGCUUUCUCUCUUGCCUUCUUUAUUUCCUUCUUUCCUUCUCUCUCUCUCUCUCUCUCUCUCUCUCUCUCUCUCUUUCUUUCUUUCUUUCUUUCCCUCUUUCCCUCUUUCUUUCUUUCUUUCUUUUAAUUUAAAUUGAAUGAACAAUUUGUUUCCCUUAGAAAAGAAAAAGAAAAUAUUCUUUAAAGUUUGUCUUUGAAAAUGUACAAUUAUUGUAAUAGCUUCUGACACCUACACUAUACCUUCAGUAAUCAAUUGACUAACCUUUCUAAUUAUGCUUUGAAAGCAAGCCAAUUAAGUGCAUUCAGAAAUACAUAUCAUUCCUCCUUCCAAAAUGAACCUACCUGAAUUCAGACUGUUUAACUGUGAGUUAACUGUGACAUUGUACCAAAGGGUCGCAAUUCCCAAGCACUACUUUAAAUCUCAAACUUACCCUGCUCUUUCAAGUGCAUAAGAUCAACACAGCAAACAUUUAGCAUGGUUUAGGAAUGACUAGGUUCCUCAUGCUAAUAUAAAGACAUAAUUAUGAUGUGCUAGGCUUUCAAUAGUGUCCUCUGCAUGAGGUAGUUUUUACUUAAGUAGAUAACUGAGUUAUUUUAACAGUUUGUUCUAUUUCUUGCAAUCUGAUGAGUCUACAUUUUCGCUUGACUUGUUGUGAAUAAUAUUAUAUAUAUGCUAUUUUACUAACAGAUUAUACUUUGUGAUCCUUUCUUUUAAAAAUAAAUGUAGUUAUCCCAAACAUAGACUAUAAUAUCAUCAAAUAAUACCAAGUAAAUAUAUUUAAGGCAUGGUUAAUAACAUAUAUUUUGAAAGGCCAAGCUAUUUUUUUCAUAUUUUUAUUUUUAAUUAAUGCAUCUGUUAAUCCUGUGCCAUUUUUCAAAAGUUUCAUUUUGUGGUUCAAAUUAUUUCUAAAAAUAUUUUCUUUUACCUAGUAGUACAGGUUUUGAGAAAAAUAUGAUUAAAAUGAUCAAAUAUGCCUCAUUUCACUAGAAUUUUAAGAAUAAUACCUGUAAAUGGGUGGAAAUAUUUUUAAAAAUAAAACACCAUAUUUCUUUGUUUUUUAUGUAGCAUGACUUUUUACCUAUUUGCUUAUUUUACUUGUAAUUAUCCUAAGUUAUGCACAAUGUAUAUAUUCUCUUUCAUGAAGCAGUAGUCAUUGUUACGUGCAGACCACAGAAUGAGGUGAGUUUGUACAUGGAAAAAUGAUUUAUGGGCACCUGGGAUUCUUCUAAAACAAAGUGGAAAUAAAAGUUGCCUGUUAUAUUUACAUGACUCAUUACAGAGCUGCAUAAAUCAUGUAUUAUUUACCUUAAAAUUUCAAAAUGUUACAUAUUAAGUAUUUAAAUCAAUAAAUUAUACGAACAAAAAA
This is a messenger RNA of Mus musculus (house mouse), 13727 nucleotides long. RefSeq names its product guanylate cyclase 1, soluble, alpha 2 (gene Gucy1a2). Gene Ontology annotation, molecular function: phosphorus-oxygen lyase activity; heme binding; guanylate cyclase activity. Gene Ontology annotation, cellular component: cytosol; guanylate cyclase complex, soluble. The coding region runs from base 455 to 2647 and encodes 730 amino acids. The record is from RefSeq and is marked validated. Gene Ontology annotation, biological process: cyclic nucleotide biosynthetic process; intracellular signal transduction; cGMP biosynthetic process. Lineage: Eukaryota; Metazoa; Chordata; Mammalia; Rodentia; Muridae. The transcript is spliced from 8 exons.